UUCAUACAUUUUUUUUUCUUUCAUAAUUUUAUUAUUAGAAUAAAUAUAAAAUAAUUCAUACAUAUUGAUAAUUUUGAAAAUUGGAUUAAUUUGAUCCCAUUGGCUCUCACAUAUUAUAAAGAGGAAGAAAUAUCAAAAUAAACUUGUCUCCCAUCCCAUACCAAAUUUGUAAGCCAUGUCUAAAUGUCACGUACUCAUCUUCCCGGCCCCCGCACAGGGCCACAUAAGCUCCAUGCUGAAGCUCGCCGAACUCCUCUGCGCCGUCGGCAGCUUCCGCGUAACCUUCCUCGCCCCCGCCUACAUCCACCGCCGCCUCUCCCAGCACUCCGACACCACAUCGCGCUUCAGCCGGCGAUCGUUCAGGUUCCACCCGAUCCCCGACGGGCCACAAGAGGACCUCCGCCCCGGCACUUUCGACGUCAAGGAGUGGUUGGAUUCACUGCAGGCGACGGCGCAGCCAUUUCUCAGGGAGCUCCUGGCUUCCACCACUCACGACCCUCCCAUUAAUUGCGUGAUAUGCGAUGGGAUUCUGAGCUUCGUGCUUCAAACCGCCGAGGAAGCGGCUGUUCCCGUUCUCUAUAUGCGGACUUUGAGUGCAUCUGCUUUCUGGGCUUACUUCUGCUUACCUGAUCUCAUCAACUCACAUGAGCUCCCCUUUACUAAUGAUGACUUGGAGUCAGUGACGUAG
Molecule: messenger RNA, 688 nt
Organism: Salvia miltiorrhiza (redroot sage)
Lineage: Eukaryota; Viridiplantae; Streptophyta; Magnoliopsida; Lamiales; Lamiaceae
Product: 7-deoxyloganetic acid glucosyltransferase-like
Exons: 2
Coding region: 176-688 (170 amino acids)
Source: RefSeq, a predicted model, not a curated record